AUGGCCAUCACGGCUGUCCAUUCACGCCUCCAGCGUGUCACGCUCUCCCUUUUGGUGUUUCUAGCGCUUGGUACGGCGGUGCUCCCUGCUGUACUUGCCGCUAACAGCAAUAGCGACAGCGGUAGCAGCGGUAGUGAUGACGACGAUAGCGUGCCGAGUCUGUCCGAAAUGGACACUUACGACGGUCUGGCUAUUGCCUUCAUGGUGAUUGGACUGGCCGUGUCGUCCGCUGGUGGCGUGGGCGGCGGUGUCAUUAUGGUCCCAGCCAUGGUACUCAUCAUGGGCUUCGAUAUCAAGCGUGCCACUCCCAUUUCUAACGUUGCCAUCCUUGGUGGUGCGGUCGCCAAUGCGUGGUUUAACAUGCGCAAGCGCCACCCGAACGUGAAUCGACCACUAAUCGACCCGGAACUGGCCUUGGGUAUGAUCCCCGUCGUGAUCGGUGGUACGGUCUUGGGCGCCUUGAUCAACAAGCUCAUUCCGAGCUACGUGCUGUCGCUACUGUUCGUGGUGGUACUCCUCGUUGGCGGGUCGCGCACGAUGAAGAAGGGCAUCCGUCUCCACAAGAAGGAGGUUGCAAAGAGGAGGGAGGCAGAGGCCGCUACCAGCGAGGUGACGGCCGAUAUCCCUGUUAGCCCUGGUGCCUACGUGCAGGUUAGCACGCCUCAGAUAACCGGCAACGACGAAAAGCGCUUGAGCCUGUCGGUGACUGGCGGCGAUGCUGCUCCGGUGAAAUCUGCAGCAGGCGAUCACGCAGGUUCUGACUCACUAGUUCAGAUUCUAGAGAAAGAACGGCAUUUCGCCUGGGGUCCACACGUCGCCAUUAUGGUCUGUUACCUCGGUGUUGUGGCCGCCAGUAUUGGAGACGCUUCCGUGGACUGCGGAGGUGUUGCCUACUGGGUAAUCUUGCUAAUUGAGAUCCCGUGGGUCGCUGUAUUUGUCGUCCUCACGUCACACUACCUCCACAAGGUGUAUCUCCGCAAGACUGCGGCGAAUUACCAAUACGUGGACGGAGACAUUAAAUGGACGAAGAAGAUGGUGGUGUACUUCCCUUUGGGCUGUGCUGUCGCCGGUAUCGUCGCAGGUAUGUUUGGCGUUGGUGGAGGUAUCAUUACGGGUCCCAUUAUGAUCGAACUGGGUAUCGUGCCAGAGGUCGCUUCCUCCACUACGGCGUUGAUGAUUCUGUAUUCAUCAGCUGCCGCUACAGCCAAGUUUGCUGUAUUCAAAAUGGUCGCAUGGGACUGGGCAUUGUUCCUGUGCGCGGUGGCAUUCGUGGUCACUUCAGCCUCGCAAGUUGUGAUCCUUGGCUUCGUUCGCCGCACUGGACGACAGUCCAUUAUCGUGUUGUGCAUCGCUACGGCCGUGCUCAUCGGAGGUGUCAUUAUGACGUAUCAGGCCAUUAAGAUCACCGUCGAAGAUGCUGGUGACCACUUCUCGGCGGAUAUUUGCAGCUAGUAGGUGUAUUGGCACCAGAUACGCUACCUGUGGAUACCUCGCAAAAACUCGAGUGCAUAAUAAAGAAAACCUCGACUUUUGUUU
Messenger RNA from Phytophthora infestans T30-4, 1536 nucleotides. RefSeq lists its product as uncharacterized. The coding region runs from base 1 to 1452 and encodes 483 amino acids. Lineage: Eukaryota; Oomycota; Peronosporomycetes; Peronosporales; Peronosporaceae. The transcript has a single exon. Gene Ontology annotation, cellular component: Cul4A-RING E3 ubiquitin ligase complex; membrane. Gene Ontology annotation, biological process: protein ubiquitination. The record is from RefSeq and is a predicted model, not a curated record.